Ostertagia ostertagi is the source of this 3888-nucleotide messenger RNA. Lineage: Eukaryota; Metazoa; Nematoda; Chromadorea; Rhabditida; Trichostrongylidae. The record is from the annotation of a GenBank genome assembly.
UCCCAACAGUCAUCUUCAAAUCACCAGCAGCAACAAGCACCGCCAUCACUUAAUCCGCCUUCACAGAUCGGUCAUCCAGCUCAGCAACCAUCGAUUGUUCAACCUGGCUAUCCACCGCAGCCGAGUACGAUCUAUGUUCAGCACGCGACGUAUCAGCAGGGCUAUGGCCAACAACCGCACGGAUUCCAACAGAGCGGAGGUGUUCGUCAGAUAUAUCCCCAGCAACCCGGAGCAGGAGUAGCUCUUCAGCACUGCUACACCAAUAAUGAUGAGAUAGUUCCGUCGGUCGCCUAUGGCGCUGAAUGGAGAGUUCCCGAUGGCGACGUACAACCGCAGUGGCAGCACACGCAGUCGUACUCUACCAUACCAACAGCGGCCUACCAACAAGGAAGUCUGCACAGUUGGGACUCUCAGGUAGUCUACGCUGCUCAACCAGCACCCUUCAAUAAAGCCCAAAACUCCCAGUCCCAGCAGCAACCCAUGUUCUAUGUGCCGGAAACCUUUGAGAAUUCCCCAUCAACCAAGUCUGUGUCGUAUUUUGGUCAGUCGAUCGAUGGUUAUCAUGUGCCAUUGCAUGCCCAUAGUACGGUACCGGGAGCAGGUACCUCACCAGCGAACUACUCGCAGCCCCCUCCACCGAUUCAACACGGUCCUCCACAUCCGGGCUAUCAGCAGCAAAGCGUUCCCCAGCCGCCUGUGGACACGUACGCUAGCGCUGUUCAACGGUCGGAGAAAGAACUGGAGAUGAUGCGUCAUCAACUAGGUACUGCUCUGCCAGAACGACCGAAAUCCUUCGAUCCUAGCGUGCAGCAGUUGCUCGCGUCAAGACGACUCGAUCAGUCCGCGCUUGUGAAUAUGUACUUGAAAUGUGGUGGACAACAGUGGGCUGAAGCGGUCGAUCUUGAUCUCGCAAUGACUGUUGUGAAAUACUGCAUGGAUAGUCGUAUAGAUGGCGCAAUCCUUGUGUUUCUGCCUGGAUUUGACGAUAUCGUCCAAAUGCGCGAUAAAAUCACGAGUGAAUCAUGGACUGGAAGACGUCCGGUGAUCUUCACACUACAUUCUCAGAUGAACUCUUUCGAUCAGCAAAAAGUGUUUGAUGCAGUUGGACCAAACGAGAGGAAAGUGAUUUUAUCCACAAACAUUGCCGAGGCAUCACUGACAAUCGACGAUGUAGUGUUUGUCAUCGAUUGUGGAAAGGUGAAGGAGAAGACAUACGAUCACACGUCAAGAAUCAGCCAACUGAAAGUAACAUGGAUAGCGAAAAGCAACGCAGAACAGCGAGCUGGUCGUGCUGGACGCUGUCGUGAAGGGUUUUGUUUCCGGCUGUACAGUAUUGAGGAUUACGAAGUGAUGCUUGAAACUCAAAUGGCUGAGAUGCAACGAACUGCAAUCCAUGAAGCAAGAGAUCGAUUGCGACUUCGAAGGCGAUUAAAUGGACCCUAUGAUUUAUAUAUAACGGAUAAUGAGCGAAUUCGCGAUGGCAUGAUGGCUAUUGAAACUGCGGUGAGUUGUAUUUGGAGGCCGCACGUCAGAUGUCGAUGUUCGUGCACACCGAUUACGGGAGCGCUGAAUGACAGAUUUGGGGAGAUGGUGGCCAGCUGCCUUUUGGGAUCACAACUUCGGUAUUGUUUUCAGAUGUGUGUGUUUGAAGGACAUCCUUUUCUGUUAUACUGGCGAUGUCCGAGGAACGAGAGCAAUCGAAUCGUCGAUGCGGUGUUCGGUAAACGAGAUUUCUCCGAUCACAUCACUCUGAUUCAGGAAGCGAUUGCUGUUUGUGUCGGGUUAUUAUUUGUUUUACCAGCAGAUGAGAUGAUCGCAGGAAUUCGCUAUUCUUCAUGCUGGCCUAUGGUGCAAGCAGCAAUCGUUGCUGGUUGUUAUCCCGGCAUAGGUUUCGUUCGAGCUGGAAACAAGUUGAAGAAGAUUAGAACAAGGUUCACGAAUGGCGAAAAUGAUGAAGGAAUUGACGUUAAGCGAUUGGACAUGAAACGACUGAUACAGCUACGAUUCAAAGUUAUGUCUUAUUUCCUUGCUGCAAUUCACAAACCACAGCUCCUGACAAACCCACAAAAGGAAGAUCUAGAUCUACUGGAAACACUGGCGCUUGUUCUUAAGACCGACCACCAACAAAUGAAGUUCAAUACGUGUGUUCUACCAGAACAGCAGUUCAUUUUCCAACAGCAUCAGGUUCCCACGUCAUCGUCCACUUCCAGCUAUAGCUCUCACAAUGGCCAAGCUACUGCGUUGCGUUUCUCCCAUCGAGAGGGCACCUCAUCGCAGCCAAAUAUGAGUGCACUUGCAGAGGUUCCUCCAAAAUCGGUAGGCUCUUGCAAAUGGGCGUUAGGAGCUUCUAAUUCGGAAGCGUUACCCCCGGCACAUUCGGCCGCUAAUUUCCAAGCUGGAGGCUAUGAAGACAAUGAUCCUCCAGAUGGAAAUCGCUCGCCUCCUCCUGUCCAACAAGACAGAGAUCCGCAGGAUCGGUACGUAGGACAGCGACAACAACCUCGGCGACAGUUAAGUGCUCAGGACGACUAUGGUUAUCAAAAGAAUCGUCGGGACAAUUAUGAUCCACGACGUUUUACGCGGAACCGUGACGACUGGCAAAGAAAUCGACCUUAUCAGCCGCGCGAGGGUUUCCGCGACAAGGUGGAGCGGUCCCAAAAUUUCCGCGACCGUGAUAGAGAACGGAACGCGCGUGACGAUACGGGGCCAGGCCCAUCUUCGCAGCAACAACCGUUGCCACGCCAACGAAUUCAAGGGUAUAAUAAUCGCGAUCGUGACUACCGGCAAAAUGACCGCGAAUGGAGUCGAGGCGAACAGAUUUCUGAUUCGAUUCGAUCAGAUUUGGAUCAGUUGACAUGGCAGCAACGAGAAAUGGAGCGCAAUGAUAAUUACCGAGAUCGACAAGGCCGUCGCGACUACAACUAUAGGCAGCGGCAGUAUACCAAAUACGACGACGAUCGCGAAGAGCCGGCGUUAGGAGCUUCUAAUUCGGAAGCGUUACCCCCGGCACAUUCGGCCGCUAAUUUCCAAGCUGGAGGCUAUGAAGACAAUGAUCCUCCAGAUGGAAAUCGCUCGCCUCCUCCUGUCCAACAAGACAGAGAUCCGCAGGAUCGGUACGUAGGACAGCGACAACAACCUCGGCGACAGUUAAGUGCUCAGGACGACUAUGGUUAUCAAAAGAAUCGUCGGGACAAUUAUGAUCCACGACGUUUUACGCGGAACCGUGACGACUGGCAAAGAAAUCGACCUUAUCAGCCGCGCGAGGGUUUCCGCGACAAGGUGGAGCGGUCCCAAAAUUUCCGCGACCGUGAUAGAGAACGGAACGCGCGUGACGAUACGGGGCCAGGCCCAUCUUCGCAGCAACAACCGUUGCCACGCCAACGAAUUCAAGGGUAUAAUAAUCGCGAUCGUGACUACCGGCAAAAUGACCGCGAAUGGAGUCGAGGCGAACAGAUUUCUGAUUCGAUUCGAUCAGAUUUGGAUCAGUUGACAUGGCAGCAACGAGAAAUGGAGCGCAAUGAUAAUUACCGAGAUCGACAAGGCCGUCGCGACUACAACUAUAGGCAGCGGCAGUAUACCAAAUACGACGACGAUCGCGAAGAGCCGGUACCUGAAGAUCCUCGUGUGGACAGGAACGAUGAUGACGGUUGGGGCGAGGCUGAGUACCAAGCAGCUGGCUAUCAUCACGACCAACAGGAUCACCAACACAAGCACAAUCGUCAAUACCAUCGACCAUACAAUCGUGGUGGCUAUCGUGGGCGAAGUCGUGGUUACUUCAACAAUCGUCAGAGUCAUUACAAUCGCGAUGAUGGUCGCCGAGAAAUGCAAGAUGAUGAAAGAGGUGAUCGCGAUAGUGGUGACAAUAAAGACCACGAAUUGAACAGGUAG